AUGAUUUCAACAAUCGGCACAACAGCAAUUCAAGCCGCGAACGGCAGGACUCUGUCCACAACAGCACCAAACUCGUUAGUUAUGAAUCCUACGUCAAUGUUAGUAGAAAUGAAAAACUUCAUUCCUUCUUCAUAUACUUUCGAAACAAAAAUCCAGAAGAUAAAGCAAGAACUGUUAACAAGUAAUUUAGACUGUACCGCACAGGAUGAAGAAAAUGAAGAAUAUCUUUAUGACAUGCAGGACCUCAUCGACCAUUUAUCUAAACUACCUGAAAUUCAGCAACAAAAACUAACCAUUCCCGAAUUUGACGAAAUUGAAGUCAAAGCAACUGACUCGGUAGAAAUAAAGAAGUUCAUACGAAAGGUAAACUAUGAGUUUCUAGGAUAUCAUUGCAACCAUAAAGUUAUGGACAAAGAUUGCGACAUGGUUUAUAAAAAUAUUUCUGACCUUUACAAAUCCGAAGAAUUUAAGACAUACGAUAACUUUGUUUCAUUAGUUGCAAAAUGUGUAUGGCAGAUAAGAGAUAAAGAUAGAAGAGGUAAGGUAUGGAAUGAACAGAUAAAACCAGCAGCUUUUGAGUUAAAGAAAACCAUUGACGCCUUAGUUGUUCUAGCUG
Messenger RNA from Trichomonas vaginalis G3, 616 nucleotides. Its product is annotated as organellar and viral DNA polymerase type B. Lineage: Eukaryota; Parabasalia; Trichomonadida; Trichomonadidae. The annotation marks the transcript as partial. The record is from RefSeq and is a predicted model, not a curated record. The transcript has a single exon.